Messenger RNA from Aspergillus versicolor CBS 583.65, 908 nucleotides. RefSeq lists its product as uncharacterized. The transcript is spliced from 3 exons. Lineage: Eukaryota; Fungi; Ascomycota; Eurotiomycetes; Eurotiales; Aspergillaceae. The coding region runs from base 161 to 718 and encodes 185 amino acids. The record is from RefSeq and is a predicted model, not a curated record.
CAGACACAGUCUUAUAUAAAGUGAGACAUGGCACAACACAAAUAGAUUGACUGACCAUCCACCACCGGUUCGUCUCGCAGUAAUUAAUAUAGAUAAAUGAGCCUCAAACCCCAUAAUUUCAAGUCUCAGCAAAUCCAACCAUACAAGAAAUACGAGCAAAAUGUCGUCUACAUUACGGCCACGCAUACCGCAUUCUUUUGCCCUAAUCCAGCUCCUACUCCGUAUAUGCAUCAUAGGAACAGCCAUAGCAGCACUCUGCAUCCUCGGCAAACUUGCAAUAAAAUACAAAACCGCCAGAAAUAACCACGGCAAGACCUUUGGCGGCGCAAUUUCAAUGAGCGCACUGGCCCUCCCCAUCAACACCUGGGAAAUAAUCGCCCUGGCCAGUCCCAAUCCGGCUAAGAAAAUCAAACGCGCUGCAACGUGCGCAGUCGGCUUCGCGGAUUUCGGUAUCUUUGCUGUUGGUCUCUAUGCGGUAUUGGAGGUUGCUCUUAGCGACUAUGCCCUUGGUAAUGCGCCGGUGGGUUAUGAGAGGCCUUGGAAGGGGAUGCAGGAUGUGACGGUUAUAUUGGUGGCUGUGGUUGUAGCGGAAUCGCUCCUUGCUCUUAUUCUGGGGUGUGUUGGUUGUUGUCGUGAAGCGAGGAUGGCGAAGAGGGAAAAGAGGGCUGUAGAAAUUGGAACAGUGUCCAUCCGGUCAGUAGUGGUUAGGGACAGUUAAGGGAUAAUAUGACAAGGUAUUCAUUCACUGUACUGGUUAGAGCUGUGUUUACCUGUGGUGGAGCGUAACCCUAAUCUUAAAAGACUUCAAUGGUCUAUUACUCUAUAUAUAAGUAUUACAAAGAAAAAAUAUCUCCACGCCGUCUACGGACUAUAUUACAGGUAUAAUUCAACCCUCCCAGGGAAGAAUU